ACCACCCACUUCACGCGCGCCAUCUUCUAGCUAAUAACCGGGCAGAAUUAAACAUUGUGUAAAACCCUCAGUGCUGUUUGUUUCCACCAAAAUACUCGGUUGUAUUAGCUAUACUGAACAAUGAGUGAUAUUGAGGAUGGAAACUAUGGAGGACGGGUUAUUGAUCGUGAAGGAUUUGAAGAGUUUUAUCCAAGAAUGAUGAAGAAAAUUUUCAAGAUAAAAGAAGGCUAAUGAAAACAUGUACAGAGCAGAACAUAGAAGUGGAAAGGGAGGAAGUGUGACGGAAGAAUGGUGUCAGAUAGAAGCGCUUGCAGUGUAAUGGCUAAAAUGAAACUGGUGUCAAUUUGGGUGAAGAGAGGAAAACAGACCUGGAAUCAGAAAAUGAGAAAACUGAAAAAAGAAGAAUGAAGAAGGAUAGAAAACCUGAGAGAAGGGAGUAGCGUGUAAAGAAUCUGGAAGAAUGAAUGUGUCCCUAGGUUAAGUAAAUAUACUGUUUGUGUCACAAAUGUCUUUUCUUUACUAUGCUCUCAUACUGUAACAUGAAAAUGCAUGUUUUACUUUUCCCUUGAUGACCCAGGUGGACUUGGAUAUAGGCCUGUCAUGUAUAUUUGAUAUAUGUAUAUAUAUGUUUAUUAAUAGGCCACAUUGUAAACAAACACUUAUCUACUGGAAUUAUAAGAUUACUAACCCUUUCCUCCACAGUACUUAAGAUGUACAUUUUAGACAGGUGUACUGUAUGUGUCCAACAUACUCUGCCACAUCUUACUACUAGGCUUGAUAGUUUUGUUGUGUGUAGAAAUACAUGUAUUUGUCCAUGAGAAUGUUGUUAACAUGCUGCUGUGGCAACAGGGGUCACGCUCCCCAUCUAAAUCGGAUCGUGGGAGUCCAGCUCGGGUUAAGUCGGAGAGCAGGUCCGGCUCCCCGAGCCCAGCCCGGGCCUCCAAACGCUCUGAGUCCAGAUCCCACUCUCGGUCAAAAUCUAGGUCUCGUUCUAGGCGGCACUCUAACCGCCGUUAUAGCCGUUCACGCUCUCGGUCCUACUCCCGCCGGAGGAAGUCCCGCUCUCGUUCCUACAGUCCAGAGUACCGCCGCAAGAGGAGCCAGAGCACUUCCCCUAUGUCGAACAGGCGCCGUCACACUGGCAGCAGGAGCAAUGACUUCACAAAAGAAGCAUACAGUCAUGGCGGAGAUGCUGAUGUUAGGGCGAACCCUGACCCCAGCACAUGUUUGGGGGUGUUUGGCUUGAGCCUGUACACCACAGAGCGUGACCUGAGGGAGGUGUUUUCGCGCUACGGUCCUUUGGCGGGGGUCAAUGUGGUGUACGACCAGCGCACGGGUCGCUCCCGUGGCUUCGCCUUUGUUUACUUUGAGAGACUGGAGGAUUCCAAAGAGGCAAUGGAGCGAGCCAAUGGCAUGGAGCUGGACGGGAGGCGCAUCAGAGUGGAUUAUUCCAUCACUAAACGUGCUCAUACCCCCACACCAGGAAUCUACAUGGGCCGACCAACGCACAAUGGCGGCGGAAGCAGCAGCAGCAGCAGCAGCAGGAGGGGGAGAGACUCAUAUUAUGAUCGCGGCUAUGACCGCUACGACAGAUGCGACGAGUAUGACUAUAGGUACAGUCGCAGGCGUUCUCCAUCACCCUACUACAGUCGAUACAGGUCACGCUCACGGUCUCGCUCCUACAGCCCACGGCGAUACUAAGUUCCUUCUCUCAGCGUUCAGCUUCCCUCCGAUAAUUGACGGUGUGCGAUUCAUCAUGGUGUUUCUGAGGGGAACAUUUUGAAUUAGCAUGUCUAUAUCAACAGAACUCUUAAGUUUGAGAUAGUUCUUGUUCACAUGCAAUAGAUGUCUUAAUUUUUAGACGUUUUGAUGCAUCCAUGUUGAGUGUGAGCAAAGAACUCUGCAACUGUUGCUUCAUUCUGUGACUUGCAUCCUUCCUUCCCUCUUCAUUUUCUGCAGCAGCGAUAACCUGUUUUUCCUGUUGAGUGAUGGUUGAAGGGGAAAGUAAACUGGGUUUUAUUACAUAAUGGUGACACUUAAUUUUACACCCUUUUUUUUAAGUAAGUUUAAGAAUCAGCUCAGUGUAUGUGCAGUAAAGAUUACAGAUUAAUCCCAAUGUUACCUAGCACUAACUGAAUUACUGGUAAGUAGCAGGAAAAUCAGGCUGUAAAAUGGAGUGUUACCAGCAAUCAGUGGUCGGUUCUCUGCUCACAUUCAUUUUUAGUCAAGAAAGUCAUUGUUUGAGUUUCUCCAGAGAGUUUUAUUGUCAUUUAUUACAUUUUUUUUAUUGUUUCUUUGUAUGUAAAUACAAAUAUAUGAAAACUUUAAAGUUUGUAAUGCGUUUUUCUGACUUAAUGUGCAUGAAAUUGAAGUUGAGCUUUGGUUGUAAAGGUGGGAGUAAAUGCUUUAAAUUGAGUGGGUGAGGUGGGAAAACGAGCUGGGAGAGUUUCACAGAACAAGACCAGCGCCAAGACAUGAUAAGUGAAUGUUGACGCAAAUUCCAAGUUGUUGAUCUGGAGCCACUAUUGAAAAACCCCAAUAGACUCCAAAAGUUUGAGUUUUUUUUUCUCAUUCAGGUUUCACUACUGAAAACAUGCAAAGAAGGACUUUUACAAGGCCUUUACUGAGUGGCUUUUAUUGCAUGAGAUACAAAGUUCACAUGUAAGAAAACACUGUUAUUCAGAGUGUUCUGUGCCAGUAUGUUUGAGUUCUCGGUAAAUAUUCAAACAACUAAACCGCUUGUGCUUUCCUCAAAAUUCUUCCCAUGGGGCACACUAAAAUUAAGUAACUUUACUGUGACUGUGAUGUACCUCACCUUAACUAUGAGCUUAAUAGAACAUAUACUUGUCUAAAAUAGCCAAUUACAUGCUUUGCAUUAUGAAAACAUGACUAAAUGCUUCCAAGUUUGGUCUACAUGACACAGUGUUACCUGUCACAUGUUCCUGCACAGAACAAGUCCUUGUAGAUUGCAUCAACAUAUCAGUUUUUGUCUAAAAGAGAUACAAGAUCUUGACACAAGUUAAGUGGAUAAUCACAAAAGUAAACCUGGAGGAAUGGAGGGCUCUUUAUCUGUAGACCUUAGCCUCAAUAAUAAGGCACCUCAUUCUAAUCAGGUUAAUAAUCACUGCUGACAUGACAAGGGGCCCCUCAGAGUUACGCGUUCAUUCACACCGACUUAGAUAAUUCUUAAGGUUCCAAGGUAACGCUCGCUAGAAGGUUACAAGGGUCAAAGUAUGAGGUCUUUCUCAAUAAAGGUUCAACACUCCAA
Messenger RNA from Epinephelus lanceolatus (giant grouper), 3268 nucleotides. It is a transcript of the gene tra2a, whose product is annotated as transformer 2 alpha homolog. Lineage: Eukaryota; Metazoa; Chordata; Actinopteri; Perciformes; Serranidae. Gene Ontology annotation, molecular function: RNA binding. The record is from RefSeq and is a predicted model, not a curated record.